AUGGAUGAGGACCAAGGAUACCCAGUGAAAAAUGACACUAUGUGUGGGAAUGUGAGUGGAGACUGUUUCCAAUCAGGAAAGGAUGGAGGUCCAGAGGUGGUGAUUGUACCCAUUAUCUUUGGUCUGAUCUUCCUCCUGGGAAUCAUUGGAAAUACACUGGUUAUGAUUGUCAUAGGAAGGAUAAAGUCCAGGAGAUCUAGAAGUACCACAAACACUUUUAUUGUAAAUCUUAGCAUUGCUGACUUGUGCUUUCUACUCUUUUGUGUUCCCUUUCAAGCCACAAUAUACUCCCUACCUGAAUGGGUGUUUGGAGCUUUCUUCUGCAAGUUUGUCCACUACUUUGUCAUGGUCAGCAUGUUGGUCAGCAUCUUCACUUUAGUGGCCAUGUCAGUGGAUAGGUACAUUGCAGUGGUUCAUGCAAAGAGGUCCCACUGCAUCAGGAACAAAAAAAAUGCCUCCAUAGGUUUGGGUGUCAUCUGGAUGCUGUCUUUCAUCAUUGCCAUCCCAGCUGCUCAGCACCAGGCACUGGUCACCAGUCACCCUCAGGCACCCAACAGUUCUUUCUGCUGGGAGCAGUGGGGGGACAACUACACUGCCAAGGAGACAUACAAGGUGACAAUUCUGAUCAUUGGAUAUCUGCUCCCCCUGGUGCUGAUAACCUGCUGCUAUGCCAAGGUUUUGUUUCAUCUUCACAAGAAAGUCAAAAACAUGUCCAAAAAAUCUGAGCGAUCUAAAAAGAAGACGGCACAGACAGUCCUCCUAGUAGUAGCGGUCUUUUUGGUCUGCUGGAUGCCUCACCACAUCAUCUCUUUGUGGGUCAUCUUCAGCCACUUCCCCUUGAACAAUGCUACAUUUGCUUUUCGCAUUAUCUCACAUUGCCUGGCCUACGGAAACUCCUGCAUCAACCCCAUCAUUUAUGCCUUUCUGUCAGAGAACUUCCGCAAGGCCUGCCGCCAGGUGUUCAGCUGCAAGUUUCUCCUGCAACCACCGCCUGAAGAGAAAGUGGUAAGAAUCCGCAUGGAGAACUUCUCCACUACUCAUUCCACAACAAAUGUGUGAAGUCUCUGGUAAAGCUCGGACUUGAUUUUACAGGUGUCUGGAGUUCUGUAGACGAGUUGGAGACAACGGAAAAAAACGGUUUCAUGACUCAUUUUGGAGCCGAAGUGUCUUUAGACUGAUGAAGAUUGUUGGUGCUUGGAAGUAGGGUUGAUCAAAGACAAUGUUAUCUAGUUAUACUCUUAAAAAUGAAAUGGGUUUAAUAUGGGCAAUACAUUAGGCUGCUGGUGGAAAGUAAAAGGGAAGGUGUGAUAUGUAUCCUGAAAACCACGGUACUAAUGUUUCUAAAGAUAAAAGGAAUUC
This is a messenger RNA of Bombina bombina (fire-bellied toad), 1359 nucleotides long. RefSeq names its product galanin receptor type 1-like. The record is from RefSeq and is a predicted model, not a curated record. Gene Ontology annotation, molecular function: G protein-coupled peptide receptor activity. Gene Ontology annotation, biological process: neuropeptide signaling pathway. The transcript has 3 exons. Bases 1 to 1059 code for a protein of 352 amino acids. NCBI's taxonomy places the organism in Eukaryota, Metazoa, Chordata, Amphibia, Anura, Bombinatoridae. Gene Ontology annotation, cellular component: membrane.